Molecule: messenger RNA, 947 nt
Organism: Tigriopus californicus
Lineage: Eukaryota; Metazoa; Arthropoda; Copepoda; Harpacticoida; Harpacticidae
Product: 2',3'-cyclic-nucleotide 3'-phosphodiesterase-like
Exons: 1
Coding region: 1-663 (220 amino acids)
Biological process (GO): cyclic nucleotide catabolic process
Cellular component (GO): membrane; cytoplasm
Molecular function (GO): 2',3'-cyclic-nucleotide 3'-phosphodiesterase activity
Source: RefSeq, a predicted model, not a curated record
AUGAUUAACUUGAAAUCGAUGCUAGGGUUUUACACUCGUGAUGAAUGUUUGCCCUCGAACAAGACAAUGGUUCACUGCACCAUGAAAUUCUGCGGAAAAGAUGGGGGCGCCACAUAUCUCAAACAACCUGUCGUCCAAAAUAGGUUGGGCCAGGUGUUUCCGAUCACUGUGAUCGGUUUGGUUUUUACACCAAGAACGUUGGGAGCUCGAGUUUUUCUCUCGGAGCAAGAACUGGAAAUUUACAAUCAAGAUGACAGUGAAUCCAAUCCAAACCCGUUACCAAAGCGCCGAAAGGCGAAAUCCACCAAGAAAAGAGAUUCUAAAAUGAAGUUAAUGGAUGACAGACCAACGGAAUCCAAUUCCACCAUACCAGAGGGCUUGAAAAGCCGAGCUCUGACCGUUGGCAAGUCUUUUUUUCCCAUCCCUGGCCACGGUCGAAGAGCGCAUAUAACACUGGGAACAAGCGAUGGUGUUCCACCGGUUACAACUGGUUUUGACCUUUUGGAAGUGGUGCAAAGAGAGAAAGAGGCCUUCCAGUCCUCGUUAGUGGUGCCAACAUUUGACACGGCCUUCGGGAAGUUGCGCAAUUACGAAGAUGACUUAUGGGUGCUGUAUUUCGAUCGAGCUUGGGAGAUCGACUCCAUUUUCACUGGUAGCUAUUAACAAGGAUAGGAAGAGUGGAAGAAUGGAAGUGAUAUUUGGCAUAUAUCAGUCCAAGAAGGCUGUGUCCUGUUUUACCAAUGAAUGAUUUCGUACCUAAACUGAUAUGUGCAUUGAAAUUUUCGCUGUUAAUUCCUGCCAUUUCGGAUUUGAUAUCGUAGCACAACAUGAUUGAAGCAAGACUAAUGGAAUCCUUUCAGGUCAAAGGAUAAUGCAUUGAAAGCCUAUGAUUUUACUUUUUACAUGCCUUACGAUUUCAUUAAACCAGUGGUCUCAUCAUUACCUAA